Funneliformis mosseae is the source of this 510-nucleotide messenger RNA. NCBI's taxonomy places the organism in Eukaryota, Fungi, Glomeromycota, Glomeromycetes, Glomerales, Glomeraceae. The record is from the annotation of a GenBank genome assembly.
AUGAGUUCCAAUCCGCUCGUUAUAGAAAAGUUAAAAGAAUUUCUUGGUCACGUAGAUAUUAGUAUCGUCUGCCAACUUCCUGAUAAUAAUAAUAAACUUCUAGUCGCCGCUAAAUCAAGGCGUGGAAAAAACGUCAAAAGGAUAACAGGAAAGAUAUUGUUAAGACGUAAUGUAGAAUCCGAAACAACAAAUGUUGUAAUAAACAAUAAACGGUAUCUUAUAAACUUAGCCGUCGAUGAAAUUUGGAGCAACCAUUUAUCAGAUACUCAAAAGGACCAAUUUACAAGUUUGGCGGAUGGAGCAAACGAGAUUAAUCAAAAAUACAUCUCGCGAGUUCACAUCAAUAAUUCUAUGACUCUUGACCACAUUGCAAGAAUUUAUCACCAGGAUACCGAAGAUCCUACACAAAGGGAUUUCUACAACGGCGCAAACUUUAGUGAAAACUCUGAAACAGCUUCCUCCAUUUUAAGUCCAGCUGGUUUUUUUACUGGAUCUUCUUUUCUUCAAUAG